AUGGAUAGUAUUGAAAAAGUUAUCAAUCUUUUACACGAAAGGAGAACUAUUCGUGAAGAACAAUUCGCAAUUGAAGAAAAGAAGCAAAUUACUGAAUACAGUAAUUUGAUAAAUACAUUACAAACUAUAAAAGAUGAACGGAAUAAUUAUAAAGAAAGUAUUAUUAAAAAUCUUCAAAGUUUAACAAUGCAUAAACAUUCAAUAUAUAAAUUAAUUUGUAAUGCAGAGAAUAUAUCAGGAUUACCAGUUUCUCAUGAUUAUCAUCGGCAAGCAAUAAUGUUUUUAUCUGAAGGAAUUAAUUUUAUAAAUAAAUUACAAGAUAUAUUUAAAAAUUUUGACAAUAUUGAUAAAAAUAAUAUUAAUUCUAUGAAUAUGCUUCAUGAUAUUACAUUUUGUACAAAAAGCAUAGGAAAUGAACUUUGUAAAGUAAAGUCCUUAAUUUCAGAUAUAAAAACAUUGCAAAAAAAUACAGAAAUAUUGCAAGAAUAUUGUUUAAUUAAUGAUGAUGAAGAUAUUAAAAUCUAAACAAACAUUGUCCUAUUUUAAAUAAGAAAAUUAUAUUUUAUUAUUAUUUAUUGAUAAGGUAAUCAUUUUUAUCUAAUUUUAUUUUUAAAUAUUAAUGCUAGAUUUAAGAAAUAUUUUCAGCAAUCAUUAAAAUCUUUUGUGAAUUAUUUUCAAAAUAUCUUUUAAAUGUUUAUUUAGAAGUUUAUAUAUUUAUCAGUAGCAUUAAACUCAUCAUUAAGAUUUAAUUUUAACAUAAUUAAGUUUGGAUCUACAAUAUUCUGCAACAAAAAAAUAUUUUAAAUGAAUAAUAUUAUACAUGUAAAAAUAUUUUUGUAAAUAAA
Messenger RNA from Apis florea (little honeybee), 845 nucleotides. RefSeq lists its product as uncharacterized. NCBI's taxonomy places the organism in Eukaryota, Metazoa, Arthropoda, Insecta, Hymenoptera, Apidae. The record is from RefSeq and is a predicted model, not a curated record.